Thecamonas trahens ATCC 50062 is the source of this 948-nucleotide messenger RNA. RefSeq lists its product as uncharacterized. The coding region runs from base 1 to 948 and encodes 315 amino acids. The transcript is spliced from 2 exons. NCBI's taxonomy places the organism in Eukaryota, Apusomonadida, Apusomonadidae. The record is from RefSeq and is a predicted model, not a curated record.
AUGGCCCAUCGCAGCCAGGCUCUCUCGCUCUACCGCGAGCUGCUCCGUGCGGCAUCGGCAUCGGUCUUCCCCAACUACCCCAACGCCUCGGCCACCAUUGCCGCCAAGAUCCGUGCCGAGUUCCGCGGCCAGGCCCACCUCGACCCUGUCGCCGACGCCGCCGCCGUCGACAGCGCCAUGUCCAAGGCCCGCCGCUCCGUCCAUGCCCUCCACCAGGCUGUACCUACCAAGUUUGUCUCGCCUGCCCUUCAGCGCACCUCGCCUCGCCCGUCCCCACCUCGUCGGGCGCCCUUGCGCCCAGUGGCGCCAAACGACGCGGCCGGCGCCCGACCGCCCGUGCCUGCCUCCAGACCGCCGCCCACCCGCGCCUCUGCGGUAUCGGCGCCUGCUCCUGCUCCCGCAGCCUCUGCCCCGCGCUCGCAGGAACACGUCCGCACAUCGCAGUCGUCGUCGUCGUUCUGGACUACCUAUGCCGACAUGCAGGGCGGCGGGGCGGGGCGGCCCAAGACUGCUCCGACGCCGACGCCGCCGCCGCCGUCGCCAUCGCCGUCGCCGCCACCAACCACCACCACCCACCGCCCAUCAUCGCCGUCGGUGAUCGCCAAGCCAGCGCCACCACCGCCGCCGCCUGGUGCUGCCGUUGCCAGGCCGCCGUCACCGUCACCGCCGCCGCCGCCGCAAGCCGGUCCUCGCUUGGCGCCGGCGCCGCCGUCUCCGCGACCUGCAUCUCGUCCUCUGGCGGACGUCGCUCCUGCCACGCCCAUUGCUGUCGCCCGGUCGCAGAUGACCCAGUUUCUGGCGGACCAUCCCUCGCUCGAUGCCAUUGCGGCCGACGACGACGCGCGUCGCCGCGCCGCGCCGUCACGCGCCGCCGAAUCGGGCACCACCCGCGUCUCGGGCUCGAUUCUUCCGCAGGCCUUUGUCUCCCGCAUUGUGGUAAACCAAUAG